Molecule: messenger RNA, 1654 nt
Organism: Populus euphratica (Euphrates poplar)
Lineage: Eukaryota; Viridiplantae; Streptophyta; Magnoliopsida; Malpighiales; Salicaceae
Product: DNA mismatch repair protein MLH1-like
Exons: 12
Coding region: 117-1391 (424 amino acids)
Biological process (GO): mismatch repair
Cellular component (GO): MutLalpha complex
Molecular function (GO): mismatched DNA binding; ATP binding; ATP-dependent DNA damage sensor activity
Source: RefSeq, a predicted model, not a curated record
UACCUUGGUCUUUUUUGUUUGCUACAGAUAGACUAGUGGAAUGCACUGCUUUAAAGAGAGCUAUCGAAAUUGUUUAUGCUGCUACCUUACCAAAAGCUUCAAAACCUUUCAUAUACAUGUCAAUAGUUUUGCCACCUGAACAUGUUGAUGUGAAUGUGCAUCCUACAAAGAGAGAGGUAAGCCUUCUGAACCAGGAAUUCAUUAUUAACACGAUACAAUCUGCUGUUGAAUCAAAAUUGAGGAACUCAAACGAGGCCAGGACAUUUCAAGAACAGACGUUGGAUUCAUCUCCAAGUGUUCCUUUAAGUGCAAAAAAGGAUUCAAAUGUUAACCCCUCACCCUCGCCUUAUGGGUCCAAAUCACAAAAAGUUCCAGUGAAUAAAAUGGUAAGAACUGAUGCAUCAGAUCCUGCUGGAAGGCUGCAUGCCUAUUUGCAAGCCAGGCCUGUUGAUAAUCUUGAAGGGAAUUCUAGCUUGGCAGCUGUGAGGUCUUCAGUUAGACAAAGAAGAAACCCCAAGGAAAGUGCAGAUAUUUCUUCUGUUCAGGAGCUUGUUAAUGAUAUUGAUGGAAACUGUCAUUCAGGUCUGCUGGAUAUUGUCAGAAACUGCACAUAUAUUGGAAUGGCAGAUGAUGUUUUUGCAUUGCUUCAGUAUAAAACGCAGCUGUAUCUUGCAAAUGUAGUGAACUUAAGCAAAGAGCUCAUGUACCAGCAAGUUCUACGACGAUUUGCUCAUUUCAAUGCCAUACAACUGAGUGAUCCAGCCCCUCUUAGAUUGCUCAUUAUGUUGGCAUUGAAGGAAGAAGACUUGGAUCUAGAAUCCAACGAAAAUGAAGACCUGAGAGAGAAGAUUGCAGAAAUGAACACUGAACUGCUAAAGGAUAAGGCAGAACUGCUAGAGGAGUAUUUCUGCAUAUACAUUGACUCACGUGGGAAUUUGUCUCGGCUUCCUGUCAUACUUGACCAAUAUACACCUGACAUGGAUCGGAUUCCUGAAUUUGUACUUAGUUUGGGAAAUGAUGUUGAUUGGGAGGAUGAAAAGAAUUGCUUUCAAACAAUUGCAGCUGCUGUUGGGAACUUCUAUGCCAUGCAUCCUCCUCUAUUGCCCAGUCCCUCAGGUGAUGGUUUACAAUUUUACAGAAGGAAACCUGAAAAGAAUCCCGAUGAUAAAGAAAAAGCAACUGACAUAGAUGUUGAAAUGGAGGAUGAACUUGAGCAUGAAUUGCUGUCCGAGGCAGAAACUGCAUGGGCCCAGCGUGAAUGGUCAAUACAGCAUGUAUUGUUUCCUUCCAUGAGACUCUUUUUAAAGCCACCAGCUUCAAUGGCUACAAAUGGGACAUUUGUUCAGGUAGCUUCAUUGGAGAAGCUUUACAAGAUAUUUGAGAGAUGCUAAAUAAAUUCACUUCAGACUUACUUGUCGACAGAAUCCCGAACAGACAGGAGCUGUUCUUUUGUUGCUGGACUACAAGGUACACUGGCGAAUCUUGGUGGACCGGUUCUAUCUUUUUGUAUAUGAUGUCUAUGAUCUGUAGAAAAAAAGAAUCCUGGAGAUUUUGCAUGUUGCACGUGGAUCAACUAAUGGUAUUAUGUGUUGUAAAGAAAGAAUUUUGUAAUGAAUCCACCAAAAUAUGGUCUCUCCCAGACCUGUUGGCUGAA